AUGACGGCAGAAACGGACAAAAAUAUAGUAGAGAAUGCAGAUAGCAUUCAUGUGGAAAAACCCACUGACAAGUCAAUACAUAUUAUCUCACCAUGUUCCUUUCUUGAAAAUUAUCAGGAUGGAACAUCGCAUAAUUCAUCUGUGAGAUGCUUGCUUAUCUUAAAUCAGGAAAUCAGAGUGAAAAGUCAAUUCUUUAAGAAGCUAUGGAGUAGUACAUCGUUGCAUGUGUGUGCUGAUGGUGGUGCCAAUCGCUUAUAUAAAUACUGUCAGCAAACAAGUGCUGAAAGCAGCUAUAUUCCAGAUUUUAUAGUAGGUGAUCUCGAUUCUCUCACGUUGGAUAUCAGAACCUUUUAUGAAGCCCAUAAAACCGUUAUAAAAAAGCAAGGGUCACAAUAUUACUCGGAUCUAGAUAAGGCUAUUGCAUUAAUCAAUGUCACAGUGAACAUGUCAGAUGUAGAUAUUACAAAGUUGGAUGAUUAUAGUCAGCUUGAGACGGUAGAAACGGACAAAAACAAAAGAUUGGAAUUACCAAAAGGCGUCACUGUCAUAACUAUGGGUGGAAUAGGGGGUCGAUAUGAUCAGACAAUAGCAACAAUUUCGAGAACUCUCCAAUCAUAUUUCACUAGACCGCACAUGAAUUUUCUUCUUCUCAAUUCGGAGCAUCCGGAGUUUGUCUUACUACUUCCUCAGGGAAAGAACUUCGUUAAUAUAGCAUCAGAUUUCUUGGAUACAGAAACUACAGAUCGGAAAAAAUAUUCUUUAAGAACAGUUGGACUAUUACCACUUUGUAAACCAGCUAGAUUGACUACAAAAGGCCUUAAAUGGGAUGUGAAAGAUUGGGAAACGGCGAUCUCCGGAGAUUUGAGCCUCUGUAACUUGCAAGUUGGUGAUAAUGGCUUUUAUGUUAAAACUACGACUGACAUUUUUGCCAACAUAGAGUUUUGA
Brettanomyces bruxellensis is the source of this 945-nucleotide messenger RNA. RefSeq lists its product as uncharacterized. The transcript has a single exon. NCBI's taxonomy places the organism in Eukaryota, Fungi, Ascomycota, Pichiomycetes, Pichiales, Pichiaceae. The coding region runs from base 1 to 945 and encodes 314 amino acids. Gene Ontology annotation, molecular function: ATP binding; thiamine binding; thiamine diphosphokinase activity. Gene Ontology annotation, biological process: thiamine metabolic process; thiamine diphosphate biosynthetic process. The record is from RefSeq and is a predicted model, not a curated record.